CUCUCUCUGUCUGAUGUGAUUCUUGUGUGUUUGUGAAUGCACAAAUACCGCGGGAAUUCAGCUUGCAGACAAGAAAGACUGGAAAGCUCACCUAUCCACUCCAGAAUGACGAUCCAGGUUUUUUUACUUCUAGCUCAGCUGCUUCUUGCAGUGUCGCUCCAGUCAAACUCUCAGGUUUACCUGCCAAUCGACUGUGAUGACAUUUAUAAACACGACAACAAGAGCUUAAGUGGGGUGUACACCAUCUACCCAGGAGGCCCAACCACACCACUGCAUGUCUACUGCGAUAUGGAAACUGAUGGGGGGAGAUGGACUGUGUUUCUCAGGAGGAUUGAUGGAACUGAAAGCUUCUUUAGGCCCUGGAAACACUAUAAGGCCGGCUUUGGGAAUGUAGCUGGAGAAUACUGGCUGGGCCUGGAAAAUGUGUUGCUGUUGACAAUGAGGAAGGAGAAUGAGCUUCGUGUCGACAUGGAGGACUGGGAGGGAGCUCAGGCUUCUGCUCAGUAUUCCUCCUUCUCCAUCGGCCCUGAGAGCGCUGGCUAUCAGCUUCACCUGGGCAGCUUCACAGGAGGAACAGCAGGGGACAGUCUGUCCAGCCACAACUCUAUGAAGUUCACCACCUUUGACAAAGACCAGGAUAUGUGGAACAAAAACUGUGCUCAGCACUAUCUGGGUGGAUUCUGGUACAACACCUGCCAAUAUGCCAAUCCCACGGGGAUGUACGCGCCUCAUGGUGCCAUCGGCUUUGAAAACGUUCAUGUUAUUUGGCAUGCUUGGAAGGGCUGGAACUACUCCCUUAAGAAUAUUGCCAUGAAGAUCCGUUCAGUGGCCAAAUGUUCAUGUACGGUGUAGCUGGAUAAGCAUUAAAGAUUCAUGCAACAUGAUUGCACAGCAUCACUUAAAUCACAGGAGUUUUGAUGUGAUUUUGUAAACACCGUAAGAUAAAAGUUGUUCAAAUAGAUUUUUGCUGCUGUUUCGUACAACCAUUCUAAAAAUGAGAACGCAACUGAAUGCAACUGCCUCUUUGUGUUUGUGUCAUGCAGUUAAGUGUGCUGCUUAUUCAGCAUCCUUUAUGUUGUUUGAUUCCCAACACAACACUUUGAUUGUGUUGGAUUGUUUUGACAUAGAAUAAUAAGAAUAAAAAGAAGUGAUUGCUGUGAUAUUGUAGAAUAAUGUAAUUUAUUCAUUUAGGUCAUGCAUUCAUCAAUCCAUUAUCUAAACCCACUUAGCUGGCACUGAUAAAUAUGAUUAAUAAGAUAUUCUUAGUGACCCACCCAAACUUCGUAAUCUAAGUCUGAUAUUAUUUGUUUUUGAAACAUGUCUAUCUUGUUAUCUAAUCACAUUAAAAGAGCAGAUAAUUUGAAGCAA
Molecule: messenger RNA, 1368 nt
Organism: Fundulus heteroclitus (mummichog)
Lineage: Eukaryota; Metazoa; Chordata; Actinopteri; Cyprinodontiformes; Fundulidae
Product: microfibril-associated glycoprotein 4
Exons: 6
Coding region: 37-852 (271 amino acids)
Biological process (GO): elastic fiber assembly
Source: RefSeq, a predicted model, not a curated record